Phyllostomus discolor (pale spear-nosed bat) is the source of this 1440-nucleotide messenger RNA. It is a transcript of the gene SERPINA1, whose product is annotated as serpin family A member 1. The record is from RefSeq and is a predicted model, not a curated record. Gene Ontology annotation, molecular function: serine-type endopeptidase inhibitor activity. Gene Ontology annotation, biological process: negative regulation of endopeptidase activity. NCBI's taxonomy places the organism in Eukaryota, Metazoa, Chordata, Mammalia, Chiroptera, Phyllostomidae.
CAGCCUCCCCCUCUGAGACUCGGCCCCUCUGAGUCUACCGCUUAAAACAGUGGAGGACGGAGCCCCGUCCCCUCAGCCUUGGUCAUCAGCUGGUCCUGGGACACCAAAUCGACAAUGCCACCCUCCAUCGCGUGGGGCCUCCUCCUGCUGGCAGGCCUGUGCUGCCUGGCCCCAGCCUCCCUGGCUGAUGGUCCCCAGGGAGACGCUGCCCAGGACACAGGCGCAUCCCAGCACGAUCAGGUGGCGGCCAGCCACAAGAUCGCCCCGAACCUGGCUGACUUUGCCAUCAGCUUCUUCAGUCAGGUGGACAGGCACAACCACACCAACAUCUUCUUCUCCCCAGUGAGCAUCGCCGCGGCCUUGGCCAUGCUCUCGCUGGGGGCCAAGGGCGACACUCACACGCAGAUCCUCGAGGGCCUGCAUUUCAACCUCACUGAGAGAGCGGAGGCUGACAUCCACACAGGCUUCCAGGGUCUCCUCAAGACACUCAACCAGCCGGACAACCAGCUACAGCUGACCAGCAACGGCUUGUUCAUCAACGAGAGUGCGAAGCUGGUGGGUAAGUUUUUGGAGGAAAUCAAGACACUGUACCACUCAGAAGCCUUCUCCGUCAACUUCAGGGAUGCCAAAGCAGCCAAGAAACGGAUCAACGAUUAUGUAGAGAAGGGAACCCACGGGAAAAUUGUGGAUCUCGUCAAAGAGCUUAACGAAGACACCGUUGUUGCCCUGGUGAAUUACAUCUUCUUUAGAGGCAAAUGGGAGAAGCCCUUCGACUUGGACCAGACCGAGGAGGGGGACUUCCAUGUGGACGAGACCACCACGGUCAAGGUGCCCAUGAUGCACCGCCUGGGCAUGUUCGACCUGCACUAUUGCGAGCACAUGGCCAGCUGGGUGCUGCUCAUGGACUACAAGGGCAACGCCACCGCCUUCUUCGUCCUGCCCGACGAGGGGAAGAUGCAGCACAUGCGGCGCUCCUUCACCCCGGAAAUCCUCCUCAAGUUCCAGAAGAACAGAGCCCCCAGGUCUGCCGAUCUGUAUUUGCCCAAGCUGUCCAUUUCUGGAACCUACGAUCUGAAAACCGUCCUGGGCCAAAUGGGCGUCACCAAGGUCUUCAGUAAUGGGGCCGAGCUCUCGGGGAUCAGCGAGGAAGUGCCCCUGGCGCUCUCCAAGGCCCUGCACAAGGCUGAGCUGACCGUCGACGAGAGAGGGACAGAAGCUGCCGGGGCCACAGUCCUGGAAGCCAUUCCCAUGUCGGUUCCCCCAACUGUCAAGUUUGACAGGCCCUACUUCAUCAUCAUCUAUGACACAAUUACCCAGAGUCCCCUCUUUGUGGGGAAGGUGGUGAAUCCCUCCCAGAAAUAACCGCCUCUCUGGAUGAGCCCUCCCCUCCCAGGGCAGGUCCCCUCCCUAGGUGACAAUAAAGAAUGGCCGACCUGGCCC